Coniophora puteana RWD-64-598 SS2 is the source of this 1164-nucleotide messenger RNA. RefSeq lists its product as uncharacterized. The transcript has 8 exons. NCBI's taxonomy places the organism in Eukaryota, Fungi, Basidiomycota, Agaricomycetes, Boletales, Coniophoraceae. The record is from RefSeq and is a predicted model, not a curated record. Bases 69 to 1082 code for a protein of 337 amino acids.
CAUCCUUACAGGCACUUGAACGCAGAGGUACGGUAAGAUUUUCGACUGCUGAAAGUGCUUUCUUCUGUAUGCCUACCACACGUAGUCAAGGCUCCCGCAAACGCAGGAGGCCCGAUACCCCUGAAGAUAGUCGCGACGGGAAUGUAUCUACAGAUUCCUCCGAUUCCAAAGAUGCAGCAAGAGAAAUCCAGGGUCAUCUCGACAAUGCAAGCGCUGGCAUUCGUAGGUUGCUAAACCCGCUGCGUGACCUGCGCAAGAAGAACAUAGAUCUGGAGGAAGAAGUUGUACGCCUUCGAGAGGCAGGCGAGACCGGUCAAGCUGGUCGCCGGUCUACAGCCUCUAGUGCUGAAAUUCGAAGGCUCAAGGAUCAGGUGAACGAGUUGGAAAAGGCUCACAAGAAAGACAAACGCAAGAUACAGAAGCUUGAGGCAAAGGAAGCUAAAGCUGACGCGGAUGAGCUUCUUCGAGAAGCCGAGGAUGACCAGACAAUCUCGGACACAGGGCCCCACAUGCGCAAGCUUCUCAGAAAGUUCAGCAAACUAAUGGGAAUGAACGUGUUGGACGGCGAUGCUGAGUCAUGUCCUGUUUGUUUUGAGAAGCUAGAGGUCAAACGUUGCUACAGCCUUCCUUGCAAUCAUGUCGUGUGCAUGGUUUGCUUCAGACAAAUAGGGAGGGCAGAUCCAUCUGAUCGCGACGCCGAGCUCGUUAAAUGCCCAGAGUGCCGUCAUGAAGGUGCUCGUGAAGAUUGCGACAUUAUCAUCUACAAGGCAGAAGAACAUUGGGAUCAGCUGCUGGCUCUAGCUGCAGAAUGGGCGCGGAUUGACAACACCGGUGCAACGGAGACCAGCGAAGAGGAAGAGGACGGUUUCGUUGAUGAUGGAACUGACGGCGCUAUUGAUGAACGCUCAACUCUUAUAAGCCACAACUCCAGUAAUAAUGACAUAUCAGAUGACGACCGGCCAUUGGAGCAGCAGACCCCUGAACCAGAAGAGCACAAUAGUUCGACUUCGUACCAAGCUAUGGAUACACCGACCAAGAGAGCUCUCCUGGCGGGCUUGGCAGCGCGAAAGCGAAAGACAUGAAUUGGAAAUAUGUGGUAUGGUACAAAUGUGACAGGUAUACUGUAGAUGUGUAUGAGAUGUGCGUAUAGACAAAUAAGACAUG